AUGCCGUUCGGCAACGCGUCGACGCGUCGUGACUCGUCCAUGCGCAUCGCGGGCAAAUCGCGGGUUGGUCUUUUUAACUUCGAACUCGCCAGCCGUUUGGGGGCCUCCUUUCGCGAAAGAAUGGGAGAAACAGACUCAAGGGAUAACCCCACAACAACAAACCAUGCGCUGAUUGCGUCGGUGAGUUUAGGAAUUGGACUCGCCAUCCCGUUCCUCAUUGUCCGGCGUCGAAGACAAGUCGUUGCAAGGUCUGGGGUGGACAUGACAUACCCCGGCCCACCUCGACGAGCUCCGGCAAACCAGGCUCUCUUGACACGCAGAGCCAAUGUUUCUGGGUCGCCAAUUCGAGAUGUAAAGGUGCAAAAAGGAACGCCGGAAGAAAUGACAGAGCAGGAGGACUCGGUCAAGGCGUUUGGGUUCCGGGAGUCUCUCUCGCAUUUGAACGCCCAGAACGGGGCUUUGGGUGCUAAGGCGCUUGGGAUUGCUACAGUAGGCGUUGCUGCCGGUGGUUUCGGCAUUUGGUGGGGGUUCACGAACCUUCUCACGGUUGAAGAGCGAGAUCGACUCCUUGUGAGGUUCAAAAGUAGCACAAACUCCCCCGGAAAUACGUAG
Molecule: messenger RNA, 612 nt
Organism: Coprinopsis cinerea okayama7#130
Lineage: Eukaryota; Fungi; Basidiomycota; Agaricomycetes; Agaricales; Psathyrellaceae
Exons: 3
Coding region: 1-612 (203 amino acids)
Source: RefSeq, a predicted model, not a curated record